AUGGGACCAACUGAUGUUGUGUUUAAAUGCUACUUUGCAGAUGGUAGCUACAAGUCGAUGCUGAUCAAUGAGAGUGAUAACACUGGCAAGGUGGUGCAGACCAUCAUGGAGAAGGUCACCUUCCCCAAGACAAAGGGUUUGAUGCUGUUCUACGUUCACAGAGAUUCAUCAGGCGAGGUCUACACUGAGAUUGCAGAGAAUGAACAUCCAGGACAGAUAUUUAAAAAAUGGGACAGCGACAAGUCGAUGAUGAACUUUAAGAUGGUGUUUAAGAGGAAGAAGGACGCAUUCAAGUGGAAGGAGGACGAGUUGGUCAGCAUAUCGGCCACGAGUAACGCUCCUCCACCCUCAGUCACCGUGUCACACACGCCACAAAAUGCGAGCGCAAAUGCCAAGCCACCCUCGCGUCCACCACCCUCGCCCACCUCUGUGCCCAAUGGCGCAGACGAGGGAGUGCGCCACCCCGCGCCACCUCCCCGCCCCAGCGCCGCCAAUCCCAUCAUGGCCGAGCUGUCGCUCAAGCGUGCCGCGCAGGACAAGGUGCUGCUGCGUCAGGUGCCACGCAAGGAGCAGAGCCAGAUGGCCAUCAUCCAGUGGGUGAACAAGAAGCUGGAGGAGGGUGGCAAGGACUCGCGCAUCGAGAACCUCGAGAGCGAUCUGAAGGAUGGCACGGUGUUGGCCGUGCUGCUCGAGUGUCUGAGCGGGCUGGCCAUCAAGGACUUCAACAGGAAUCCCCAGACCAAGAUACACACCGUGGAGAACCACAACAUCAUCAUUCGUUACCUCAAGGUGCUCGGAGUCAAUCUGGUCAACAUCACUGGCGAGGAUCUCUGGGAGUCGCGUCCCGAGACCAUGAUGAGGAUCAUGGGUAUCAUUAUCAAACAUUUUACAGAGUCCAAUCCAAAGGCUAGAUUAUCAGCGAUUGCUGGUCAACAGCAGCAACAGCAGCAGGGUGGUGCCAGUCCAAUCAGGAGACCACCAGUGCCUGUCAGAGCACAUAAUGGUGACACAACAGCUGAGGUACCUCCACCCCUUGCCGAUCCAAACCUCAAGCCACCACCAAUGAGGAAGAUGCCCGCCAAGCCAUCGGCAGGCUUCGUUCCAAAGCCACCACCCGCUGUGGCCAAGCCAAUCACACAUACUCCACCAACAGAGUCUGCCGGCGUGUCCGCCCCAGCUCCACAGCCAAUGAAGAGACCAGCUGUCAAGCCACCUCCUCGUGUCCCCGCUCAGAAUGGCAACCAUCCAGUCGCCUCACCACCCCAGCAACAGACACCUCCACAACAGCCACCUCGCAUGGCCAAGCCAGCACCUCCACCACCUACACAAGCCAGAGGCAAGCCAGCUCUACCACCAAGAGCUCACAAUUCCCCGGCACCAUCCAAUGCCGCUGCCGACCUGCCACCACCUCCACCACCCAUCUCCAACAUGCCCCUGCCACCAAUGCCAUACGAUCUUCCACCUCCUCCACCACCUCCCGCCUCCAGCGUUGAUCUGGAUCAUAUCGUAUCGCCAUCCAGGCUGCCGCCUCCACCAAUGCCCAUCUCCGAGCCAUACAACGACGAGUACGACACGACCACCACCGCACCACCUCCACCCCUCCCAUCUACACUCCCAUCGACACUGCCUCCAUCGCCACCAAGGAAGCUCUCCAAGCCACCUGCGCCAGCAGCCAGAUCUAUCGUCCCACCUCCCGCACCAGUGGCAGAGCCAGAGCCAGAGCCAGAGCCCGAGCAUCAUUACGAAGAAGAAUAUAACAACAACACAACUACAACAGAUUAUACAGAUGCUACACAGGCAGACUAUCAAGACACAACAUACGAUUACGUACAGGAUGACAAUGCAGCGUUGGACAAACCAGUUGACGAGCUGACCUUUGAGGAUCUAGAGUCGAUCAUCAACAACAACACUCUGACCUUUGAGGAUCUGCUCAAGGAGCACAACCUGGAGAUGCCAAACGAGUCAAGCUACGACAUGGGCAACGACCAAGCCGGCGGCGACGGCGCCAAAGAUAACGACCUGGACGAUCUACUUGACAGGCUUGCUCGAGGUGAAGUCUAA
Molecule: messenger RNA, 2061 nt
Organism: Acytostelium subglobosum LB1
Lineage: Eukaryota; Evosea; Eumycetozoa; Acytosteliales; Acytosteliaceae
Exons: 3
Coding region: 1-2061 (686 amino acids)
Biological process (GO): signal transduction
Molecular function (GO): protein binding
Source: RefSeq, a predicted model, not a curated record